AUGCUGAGUCCUUUGCCGAAGUUAGCAAGAAAUGCCAAGGUUGCAGUAGUCGGCAGCGGUGUGUCAGGCCUGAUGUUCAGCUACUUUCUCGCUAAGUUGAGGCCUGACAUCCAGAUCAACUUGAUUGAGUCUCAUGAUAGGACCGGUGGCUGGAUAAAGUCUUGGCACACCAAUGAUCAAAACAAUAAGCCUGUUAUGUUGGAACAAGGUCCUCGCACACUUCGAGGUGUCUCUGAUGGUACAGUUCUAAUCAUUGAUACGUUAAGAGAUCUGGAUAAAGCAUCAGCUGUACAAUGUGUGCGCAGUGACUCUGAGGCAAACAAGAAAUUCAUGUUGGGAAUUGAUGAUAAACUCGUUAAAGUACCUGAGUCGCUUGGAAGCGCUUUUGAGUUUCUAUUAAAUCCGCUCAGCAAGGGCCUAGUCACUGGUUUGUUGGGUGAGCCAUUUAGGAAAGCCCCAGAUCAUCCAGGUCAAGAUGAAACCGUGAGUUCCUUCUUGCGUCGAAGGUUCGGCAAUGAUUACGUCGGCAAGAACAUUUUGAGCGCUAUGUUUCACGGCAUCUACGGUGAUGAUAUCAAUCAUAUGAGCGCCAAAAGAACCAUGCGGAAGCUCUGGGAUUUAGAGCAGGAAUAUGGCUCGAUAAUGAGAGGUUUCUUCCAGAAAAAGCCUGGUAGCGAUAAAAAGCCGACUCUCUCACCACUGUUAAGCCAAUACCGGCAAGCUUUCGGUAAAGACGAGACAAGUUUAUUGAAUCUGUCUAGCAGCUUGCGAAAAUACCCAAUGCUAGGCUUGAAAGGGGGCCUCGAAACAUUUCCUAACGCCGUUAGACAAAGUCUCAACAACUCGCCGAAUGUGAACGUCUUAUGUGGCAAACAGGUUUCCAGUAUCCAACGCAGCGCCUCCCAGGAGGGCUUCAACCUUCAGCUCUCUUGCGGCGAAACGAUGACCGGUCUGGAUCAUAUCCGACUUACGCAGACCCCCGCAAGAAUCUCAACAAUGCUUGCGGCUGACAACCAAGAACUAGCCCAAAACCUGGCAAGGAUCAAGGCGAAUGAUAUCAUCCUCGUAAAUUACUAUUUACCGGGACAAGAUGUCAUUGCAAAGAGAUAUCGCGGCUUUGGAUAUCUGUGUCCGCAGGCCAACCGCAACCCACAAAACCUUCUAGGGGUUAUAUUCGACUCCGUCAUCGAAAGGAGCUUCGAGCCUGUAUUCACGGAUACCUGCGCUACGACCAGGUCCCAAACUGCCUAUACAAAACUCACAGCUAUGUUGGGAGGCCAUUACUUAUAUCAAAACGGUGAGAAAAACCUACCGUCGAGCGAGCUGACUAUUCGGUCCGUGAAGGAUGUCUUGAACUCGCAUCUGGGGAUAUCACAGGAGGCUUUAGAUCAAGGCCUCUGGGCAGUUACCGUUGCCAAGAGCUGCCUGCCUCGUUUUUCCGUCGGCUACGACGACUGGCAGUCUUCGGUUGAGCAAGAAUUGGCCAAAUCCUACGCCGGCGCGAUCUCGGUCGGUGGGAUGGGCUUUGCCAAGGGACCAGGAGUCCCAGACGUUAUAGCUGAUGGUCUUGAAGAUGCUAUAAAGCUGGCAUAA
This is a messenger RNA of Torulaspora globosa, 1593 nucleotides long. It is a transcript of the gene HEM14, whose product is annotated as oxygen-dependent protoporphyrinogen oxidase. Gene Ontology annotation, biological process: heme biosynthetic process. The transcript has a single exon. The record is from RefSeq and is a predicted model, not a curated record. Gene Ontology annotation, cellular component: mitochondrial inner membrane. Lineage: Eukaryota; Fungi; Ascomycota; Saccharomycetes; Saccharomycetales; Saccharomycetaceae. The coding region runs from base 1 to 1593 and encodes 530 amino acids. Gene Ontology annotation, molecular function: protoporphyrinogen oxidase activity, oxygen as acceptor.